AUGUGCCGGGCACGGUCUCGAGGCCAACCUCUCCAGUACAUACUUGGUGACCAGCCCUUUGGGGACUUGGACAUCCUGUGUAGGAAAGAAGUCCUGAUACCUAGGCCCGAAACUGAGACAUUCACCUUUCACGCUGCCAACCUGAUUUCGCGCAAUGUCGUCAAUGCCAGUCAAUCUCUGCUCAACCCUCAUGCUAUAUCUGUACGUGUGAUUGACCUGUGCACGGGAACAGGAUGCAUAUCCCUCCUUUUGCAUGCUCUUGUCGCGCCACAUGUACAGCGCUUGUCCAUCGUCGGGAUUGAUAUUAGUACUACAGCAAUUGAAUUGGCGAGAAGGAAUUUAAUAUACAAUAUCCGACAAGGAAAAUUGUUGGAUCGAGCGAUGGCGGAUAUUACUUUCAGGAAAGGCAAUGUCCUCUGCGGUGCACCUGUUGAUGCAUCGAAUGUGGAGCAAGCUCUGGGCGAUACUCCCGAAUCAACGCUGCGUACAGCGUGCCAUCUCGAUGUGAUCAUAUCAAACCCACCGUAUAUAUCUGAGAAAUCAUAUGGUAAUGGGACCACUGCACGAAGUGUUCGGAUGUACGAGCCGAGGAUUGCAUUGGUCCCUCCAGUGUUCGGUGACGGUCUGAAAAUACCGCUGCACCGGCAGGAGGAUAUCUUCUACUACCAUAUUUUGUCACUUUCCUUCAAGAUGAAGGUAAGACUUGUAAUGCUCGAAUGUGGUGACCAUUCACAGGGUGAGCGUGUGGCGGCUUUGUGCCGUGACUUGGCAGCACAAUAUCUACAAGUGGAUGAUUUGUGCAUCAGUAUUUGGCCAGCUAAUGAUGGGACUUUGAACAAGAGCACUCAUGAGGUUUCUGAGCCAUGUAUGGUUAUAGUACAGAGACUUGGAUUGGGGAAUACUACGACCUGUGGUCAACCUCACCUCUGA
Molecule: messenger RNA, 930 nt
Organism: Aspergillus tubingensis
Lineage: Eukaryota; Fungi; Ascomycota; Eurotiomycetes; Eurotiales; Aspergillaceae
Product: S-adenosyl-L-methionine-dependent methyltransferase
Exons: 2
Coding region: 1-930 (309 amino acids)
Biological process (GO): methylation
Cellular component (GO): mitochondrion
Molecular function (GO): nucleic acid binding; methyltransferase activity
Source: RefSeq, a predicted model, not a curated record